GCCGCUCCGCCGCUCGUGCCGACGAUGGGAGACGUUCUGUGCGAAGAGCUCGAGGAUUUAGUUCACUUCUCAGUGCACGACCUGCCGGCACGAGGCUAUGUCGUCAUGGAGGAGAUCCGACGUCAGGGGAAACUCUGUGAUGUCACGCUCAAGGUCGGGGAUCAUAAGUUCAGUGCUCACCGGAUCGUGCUGGCGGCCUCCAUCCCAUACUUCCACGCCAUGUUCACCAACGACAUGGUCGAGUGUAAACAGGACGAGAUCCUGAUGCAGGGCAUGGACCCCAGCGCCCUGGAGGCUCUGAUAAACUUUGCGUACAGCGGCCAUGUUGCCAUCGACCAGCAGAACGUUCAGGCUCUUCUGAUUGGCUCCAGCUUCCUGCAGCUGCAGAAUGUGAAAGAUGCCUGCUGCUCCUUCCUGCAGGAGAGGUUACAUCCAAAGAACUGUCUUGGCGUGCGUCAGUUUGCAGAGACCAUGAUGUGCACGACUCUGUACGACUCAGCCAACACCUUCCUCCAUCAGCACUUUGUGGAAGUUUCUGUGUCCGACGAGUUUCUGGGUCUGAGGACAGAGGAGGUGCUGGAGCUCGUGGGCUGUGACGAGCUCAACAUCAAAGCAGAGGAACAGGUGUUUGAGGCGGUGCUGGCCUGGGUUCAUCAUGACCGGGACCUGAGGGAGUCUCUCCUGCCGGAGCUGCUGUCAAAGAUCAGACUUCCUCUCUGUCGACCUCAGUUCCUGUCAGACCGAGUCCAGCAGGACGAACUUGUACGCUGCUGCCAUAAAUGCAGAGAUCUAGUGGAUGAAGCCAAAGAUUUCCACCUGAUGCCGGAGCGUCGUCCUCACCUGCCCGCCUUUAAGACCAGACAGAGGUGCUGCACGUCCAUCACAGGACUUAUCUACGCUGUGGGAGGACUUAACAGCUCAGGUGACUCGUUAAACGUGGUGGAAGUGUUUGAUCCAAUCGGCAACUUCUGGGAACGAUGUCAGCCAAUGAGGACGGCUCGCAGCAGAGUGGGCGUGGCUGUUGUUAAUGGGUUGCUGUACGCCAUCGGUGGAUACGACGGCCAAUCACGACUCAGCACAGUGGAGGUUUACAAUCCCGAGACAGACAGCUGGACACGCGUGUCGAGCAUGAACAGCCAGCGCAGCGCCAUGGGAACGGUUGUGAUUGAUGGACAUAUCUACGUCUGCGGCGGCUACGACGGAAAAUCAUCUCUCAACUCUGUAGAGUGUUACUCUCCAGAGACCGACAGGUGGACGCUGAUGACAGAGAUGAGUGCGAGUCGCAGUGCUGCAGGUGUGACGGUGUUCGACGGACGUAUCUUUGUCUCUGGCGGCCAUGAUGGUUUACAGAUCUUCAACACGAUGGAGUACUACAACCACCACACUAACCGUUGGCACCAGGCGGAGCCGAUGAUGAACAAGCGUUGCCGACAUGGGGCGGCGGCUCUGGGCAGUCACAUGUACGUGGCAGGAGGUUACGAUGGCUCGGGUUUCCUGAGUGGGGCGGAGGUGUUCAGUGCAGCAUCGGGGCAGUGGAGCCUCCUGGUGGCCAUGAACACACGGCGCAGCAGAGUGUCGCUGGUCUCUACGUCUGGACGUCUGUACGCAGUGGGCGGAUAUGACGGACAGUCCAACCUCAGCUCCAUGGAGAUGUACAACCCCGACACCAACCGCUGGACCUUCAUGGCGCCCAUGGUCUGCCAUGAGGGGGGGGUCGGGGUCGGCUGCAUCCCCCUGCAGCCCGCCUAAAUCCUCCAAUCAGAGGCAGAGGAUUGACACGUUACUGACAACUGUAAGCGGUGAGCCGGCGCCCUCCGCUGGCGCUCACUGAGCUUUAUCGGUACGACAGCCGGGCUCAGACCUGCACACUGAUGCUGGGCCUGUGGGAUUAUGGGAAAAAAGUAGAGCUAGCCUCCGGCUGCUAGCGUUGUGCAAUUAGCGAGCGUGUUGACUGAUUAAUGUUGAAUAUUGAUUUUAUACUGAAAGGACCAAAACAGGAAGUCAUUUCCUCUCAGAACAAAGCUGCUGACUUGAAACAGGACGAGUGCUUAUCGAUCAGAGACCCCCUCCCCCGCUCCUCCUGUCUUUAUUUUGAAGGGUACGUCUGAGUGUUUCCUUCUGCUGCGUUUCAUCAGUUCAGUGUGAGCAGUGUUCGUCAGGCCUUCACACAGCGGGGACACUCAUUCACACUGACGCUCAUUCACACUGACGCUCGUUCACACUGAUGCUCACACAUCACAGUUUCACAAGUUAAUGUCCUCCGAGGAGUCUGUAAUCAGGGGUUAAUGUCCUCCGUGGUGUCUGUAGUCAGGGGUUAAUGUCCUCCAAGGUGUCUGUAGUCAGGGGUUAAUGUCCUCCAAGGUGUCUGUAGUCAGGGGUUAAUGUCCUCCGAGGUGUCUGUGAUCAGGAGUUAAUGUUCUCCAAGGUGUCUGUGAUCAGGGGUUAAUGUCCUCUGAGGUGUCUGUGAUCAGGAGUUAAUGUUCUCCAAGGUGUCUGUGAUCAGGGGUUAAUGUCCUCUGAGGUGUCUGUGAUCAUGAGUUAAUGUCCUCCAAGGUGUCUGUGAUCAGGGGUUAAUGUCCUCCGAGGUGUCUGUAGUCAGGGGUUAAUGUCCUCAGAGGUGUCUGUGAUCGUGAGUUAAUGUCCUCCAAGGUGUCUGUGAUCAGGGGUUAAUGUCCUCGGAGGUGUCUGUAGUCAGGGGUUAAUGUCCUCGGAGGUGUCUGUAGUCAGGAGUUAAUGUCCUCCGAGGUGUCUGUGAUCAUGAGUUAAUGUCCUCGGAGGUGUCUGUAGUCAGGAGUUAAUGUCCUCCGAGGUGUCUGUAGUCAGGGGUUAAUGUCCUCCGAGGUGUCUGUGAUCAUGAGUUAAUGUCCUCCAAGGUGUCUGUGAUCAGGGGUUAAUGUUCUCUGAGGUGUCUGUAGUCAGGGGUUAAUGUCCUCGGAGGUGUCUGUGAUCAUGAGUUAAUGUCCUCGGAGGUGUCUGUAGUCAGGGGUUAAUGUUCUCCGAGGUGUCUGUGAUCAUGAGUUAAUGUCCUCCAAGGUGUCUGUGAUCAGGGGUUAAUGUCCUCGGAGGUGUCUGUAGUCAGGGGUUAAUGUCCUCCGAGGUGUCUGUGAUCAUGAGUUAAUGUCCUCCAAGGUGUCUGUGAUCAGGGGUUAAUGUCCUCCGAAGUGUCUGUGAUCAGGGGUUAAUGUCCUCGGAGGUGUCUGUAAUCAGGGGUUAAUGUCCUCGGAGGUGUCUGUAGUCAGGGGUUAAUGUCCUCCGAGGUGUCUGUGAUCAGGAGUUAAUGUCCUCCAAGGUGUCUGUGAUCAGGAGUUAAUGUCCUCAGAGGUGUCUGUGAUCACGAGUUAAUGUUCUCCGAGGUGUCUGUAGUCAGGAGUUAAUGUCCUCAGAGGUGUCUGUAGUCAGGGGUUAAUGUCCUCCGAGGUGUCUGUGAUCAUGAGUUAAUGUCCUCCAAGGUGUCUGUGAUCACGAGUUAAUGUUCUCCGAGGUGUCUGUAGUCAGGAGUUAAUGUCCUCCGAGGUGUCUGUGAUCAUGAGUUAAUGUCCUCCAAGGUGUCUGUGAUCAGGAGUUAAUGUCCUCCGAGGUGUCUGUAGUCAGGAGUUAAUGUCCUCCGAGGUGUCUGUAGUCGGGAGUUAAUGUCCUCCGAGGUGUCGUAGUCAGGGGUUAAUGUCCUCUGAGGUGUCUGUGAUCAGGGGUUAAUGUCCUCCGAGGUGUCUGUAGUCAGGAGUUAAUGUCCUCGGAGGUGUCUGUAGUCAUGGGUUAAUGUCCUCCGAGGUGUCUGUGAUCAUGAGUUAAUGUCCUCCGAGGUGUCUGUAGUCAGGAGUUAAUGUCCGACGUGGAGGCGGAAACUGUCCAACAGAGGAAGGGUGUUUAAAUACAACAGAGCUUAUGCUAAAAUGUUAGCGGACAGCUGCUGACACAUGAUCAUCCCGUUAACACUGUCAGUUAUCAUGUCCUCCGAGGUGUCUGUGAUCACAAGUUAAUGUCCUCCAAGGUGUCUGUGAUCACAAGUUAAUGUCCUCCGAGGUGUCUGUGAUCACGAGUUAAUGUCCUCCGAGGUGUCUGUGAUCACAAGUUAAUGUCCUCCGAGGUGUCUGUGAUCACAAGUUAAUGUCCUCCGAGGUGUCUGUGAUCACAAGUUAAUGUCCUCCGAGGUGUCUGUAGUCAGGAGUUAAUGUCCUCGGAGGUGUCUGUAGUCAGGGGUUAAUGUCCUCGGAGGUGUCUGUAGUCAGGGGUUAAUGUCCUUGGAGGUGUCUGUAGUCAGGGGUUAAUGUCUUCCGAGGUGUCGUAGUCAGGAGUUAAUGUCCUCGGAGGUGUCUGUAGUCAGGGGUUAAUGUCCUCUGAGGUGUCUGUAGUCAGGGGUUAAUGUCCUCUGAGGUGUCGUAGUCAGGAGUUAAUGUCCUCCGAGGUGUUUGUGAUCAGGGGUUAAUGUUCUCCGAGGUGUCGUAGUCAGGGGUUAAUGUCCUCUGAGGUGUCGUAGUCAGGAGUUAAUGUCCUCGGAGGUGUCUGUAGUCAGGGGUUAAUGUCCUCCGAGGUGUCAUAGUCAGGGGCUAAUGUCCUUGGAGGUGUCUGUAGUCAGGGGUUAAUGUCCCCCGAGGUGUCGUAGUCAGGAGUUAAUGUCCUCGGAGGUGUCUGUAGUCAGGGGUUAAUGUCCUCCGAGGUGUCAUAGUCAGGGGUUAAUGUCCUCCGAGGUGUCAUAGUCAGGGGCUAAUGUCCUCGGAGGUGUCGUAGUCAGGAGUUAAUGUCCUCGGAGGUGUUUGUGAUCAGGAGUUAAUGUCCUCGGAGGUGUUUGUGAUCAGGGGUUAAUGUCCUCGGAGGUGUUUGUGAUCAGGGGUUAAUGUCCUCGGAGGUGUCUGUAGUCAGGAGUUAAUGUCCUCGGAGGUGUCGUAGUCAGGAGUUAAUGUCCUCCGAGGUGUUUGUGAUCAGGAGUUAAUGUCCUCGGAGGUGUCGUAGUCAGGAGUUAAUGUCCUCGGAGGUGUCUGUGAUCAAGAGUUAAUGUCCUCGGAGGUGUCGUAGUCAGGGGUUAAUGUCCUCGGAGGUGUCUGUGAUCAGGAGUUAAUGUCCUCCGAGGUGUCUGUGAUCAUGAGUUAAUGUCCUUGGAGGUGUCGUAGUCAGGAGUUAAUGUCCUCGGAGGUGUUUGUGAUCAGGAGUUAAUGUCCUCGGAGGUGUCUGUAGUCAGGGGUUAAUGUCCUCCGAAGUGUCUGUAGUCAGGAGUUAAUGUCCUCGGAGGUGUCUGUGAUCAGGAGUUAAUGUCCUCGGAGGUGUCUGUAGUCAGGGGUUAAUGUCCUCCGAAGUGUCUGUAGUCAGGAGUUAAUGUCCUCAGAGGUGUCUGUAGUCAGGGAUUAAUGUCCUCCGAAGUGUCUGUAGUCAGGAGUUAAUGUCCUCGGAGGUGUCUGUAGUCAGGAGUUAAUGUCCGACGUGGAGGCGGAAACUGUCCAACAGAGGAAGGGUGUUUAAAUACAACAGAGCGUAGGCUAAAAUGUUAGCGGACAGCUGCUGACACAUGAUCAUCCCGUUAACACUGUCAGUUAUCACUUGUGGGGUUCCUCAGGGCUCAGGUCUGGAUCCUCUAUCGUUUCCAUUUACACUAUUAUGUAAGACAUGCUCACAGAGUCCGUUCAGUUCUGAUGAUGGACACCUCAGAGUUGUCCGUCUUAAACCACGCCCACUUUCCAAAGAAAUAAAAGUUAUAUUUAGUUAUAUUUUCAUGCUUUUUGUAAUUAAGCCAUAACUCGGUUUCCCCACUAACACCUGAGGGUCUGACUAAUACCUGGAACAGUCAUUACAUCCUGUGAGGUUCUUAUGCAAUGGAAACAUUGUUCAACGGUCCAGUGAAUAGGACAAACCUCAGAUACAACGUAGUAACGGGAGUUAUCUGUAGAUCGUCAGCUCGUAGAACCAUUUGGCCCAGCUGUUAGCCGCAGAGCUAAAGUCAUGUUAGCAAGAGUCAAAGUUCAUAACAAACAGGAAGUAUCAUUUGGCGGGAUGUUUAACAACAGGACGAGUGAGCUAUCAGACACUUAACUGUCCCCAAAUCAACCAACAAACACUGCGCUGUAACGUUGGCAUCGUCUGCCUGGAGCAGCGAGCUGAAGAGUUUAGAAACAAAACAUUCGCAGGCGAGUAUUUUGCAUUUCAGCGUUGUUUAUUGGCCAUGCCCCCGGCUGUGUAAAGGCCUUUAUUAUGACAAUGGAGGAAGUGAUAAAUGUGGUUGGUGCUCUGAUAGAUGUUAACAUGCUAACAGUGAUGACAGGAGACAAAGGGCGCCAGGUGUGAUGUCAGAUUGUUGACGUGUCGUCUCAGUGAGGUGACUGACGAUCAGAUCAACGAUCACACUGUCACUGGAUUCUUGUUUCUUCAUGGACGUACAUCAGAGAGAAGGAGUUCUGUGGCGCCCCGCCGUGGAGGCUUAUGUCUUUGUCCUGCUGAAUGUCCACGUCUCUGACAGACCAUAAUAAGAUGAGACGCAGCUGAUGGAAACUGUGCUGAUCCGUGUGGCAGUAUUAAAACUCUGUCCUGAUGCUGAUGUCAUCAGACCCUCAUUUCCUGUCAUGUCACAAAGGUUACAAUGUCCUGAACACAGAGUGAAACUAAAGAUCAGCAUGGUAAAGGUUACUUCCUGUCAGUCUGAUGGCGGCGCCUGAGGAAACAUCCUUGAGUGAGAACAAAUGUUAAUUCCAAUCAGGCGUGAUGUUUAUCGGAGGCUGCAGAGAGACACACUCGACACAGAGUUCCCACAGUCAGGGAAAACCUGGAAAGUCAUCGAAUUAGUAAAAAUCCCUGAAUGUUUUGGACUUUAGUUGUAGUGAAAUCUUUUGGUGGAGAAUCGUCCAUGUGAUGUGACAACACAGCAGAUUAAUUUUUUUGUAGCUGAUGAUGUAACGCAGCUCUGACAUGUGUGGCGUGUUUUUAUCCAUCUCCGCCGCUGAAAUCUAAGAGCAGAGGAAUUAUAUUUCAGGUAGUCCGUCCGUCCAUACGUCCCGUCCUUGUGAACAGGAUAUCUCAAGAAUAACUUGAGGUAUUUUUUAAAUUUUUUUUUUUUUUCAGAUUUGACACAAACAUCUACUCAGACUGAAGAAUAAACUGAUGAGAAUUUUGUGGUCAAAGGUCAGCUUGACUGUGACAUCAUCAUGUUUUAACGUCAUAUCUCAGGAACAGAAGGGGAGACAUUUGGUCAGAUACUGAAUUGGUGACUCUAAUCUUGAAACUGUGCUGAUUGUAUAGAUCUUCUGUGUGUGAAGCAUCCAUGUUUUCACUGACAUGGAUGGAGACUGUAAUUUCGGGUUCAGACUGCACAAUUACAGCCUGAUGCAGUGUCGUACGGUGUCGGCUGGAUCAUGAACAAUAAUCCAUGGUUUCAUCUGGUGUAGUGUGUCAUAGCAGACAAGUGACGCCACGUUUGGGGCGCCUCACGACGUCCAAACAGAAAGCCUAGCAUGUUUGAUUUUCUUUUUGUCUUCCACGACUUCUCCCGUCACAGCCGUCACUUUGACCAAUAGGAACACAGAGCGAUCUGUUGCCAUGGAAACUGUAGGACAACAACAGCCCAGCCUUUUAGAUAUUUCCUGUAGGGACGUUAGCACACAGAGGAAAAAGGAAACAGCAGAGGCACUUUAUCAACCCGCUGAGUACUGCCAUUAGCAUCAAGCUAGCAGAGAAUGUUCUUUCUUCAUAAUGGAGGAUAUAAAGGAAUCAAACUCACAGAUAGUGUCUGGGCCUUUACUCAGCACAGCUGCAGAGGCUACCAGCUGCAUCUCAAACAUGGGUCCAUGUCAUUUGUCUGACAGCCCAUUAGUCCGACGGUCCGCGGUGCUGAACGGCUUCUGGCGUAUUUCUACCUUGAUGGUGCACCGCGACCGGCUCUGGGUCAGCUGGGAAAGGCUUGAGGCGGAGCAGGCUCACAGCUUAUGUGUUUGUCACUUUCAUUUUCAUUUUAACCCACACCAUGAUCUUUUCCUGACCCUAACCAAGUGGUUUUUGUGCCUAAACCUAACCAGACCUUAACCACAGGGCAUCAUGAUGAUUUCUAAACAAUGGGUUUAAUAUGGUCGGACAAAUGGGCAGUUCCCCUCAAACACAAGACACCAUUUAUCAUUCUCACACUCAACACUUCCUGUUUCUGUUUCAAAUUAAAAGCUGAGAGAAUCCCUUCAUUUUAUAAAAAGGCUUUUAUUGUGACACUUUUGCAGGAACUUCCUGUGGAGGAUUCAGUGACUGUUAUAGUUUUCAUGCAGUACUUCAAAUGUAGCUCCGCCCAUCUGGUGACAGCUUUUAUGUCACUACAGUCACAGUUCAGCUGGAACAUGAACAGACACAGAGACUGAGUUAGUAAUAAUAAUAAUAAUAGGACGAGAAUAAUCUGAUGACAAACAUGUAGUCCGUCAUGUCUGUUGGCCAAGUGACAGACAGAUUUUAUGACUUCAGUCACCUGAUCUGACACAGAGCCUGUAGGAGCAGACAAACAUGGCGUGCGGUCUGGACCUGGCGUUACUGUGACUCAUUUAUGUGGUGAUUCCAGUUCACCAUCACGUAUGUGUCUUCAUUUCCUCCCCGCGUCUUGUCAGAGUUUGAAUCUGUCACGUGGCCUUGACAUGUGGCUGAACGUGCCAGAUAACUCAGAAAGUUUGUGACAGAUGAGAUGCCUCACGUGAAAGAUUUGUAUUCAUCUGAGCUCAGGAAUGCAAGAAGUCAGUAUUCAGUCACAUCAUCUGCAUAUUUAAAGCCAACGCUUCAGAAAACUUACGAUACGAAAGAUAACUCUGAAUGUGAGUGAUUCAGUGUGGCAUGGUAUCAGGUAGAGUUUCAUUUUUGCUCCAUGAAUAAUCAGUUUUACACUCCACGUUUUUUACUCAUAAUCUCCACCGCAGCAGCUGUGACAUCACUUCCUCCAGACUGUCCAGGUUGACGUCAUGUCUGUAUACUGUUUGUUUUUCAUUCACAGCCCGAUUCAUAAAACAGUUUGUAACUUCAAACAUCAUUUUUUUAACAUAAAUCUGUGGACAGUGUUUUCUGAUUAAAAUAUCCUGAAGUCUCUCAAUAACAAUCUUUGACUCUGAUUUGGCAACAAAACGAAAUCAGAAAUUUGAACCUGAUUUCAUCCAACAAUCAGAUUUCUGUUUAAGAAAUGUCUGAAAAUCUGAAUAUUUAAUGAGAUUCUGCCUGAUUUGCAUAUUUUUAUUUUCUGAAGCUGGUGAUAUGAAGAAUAACUGUCACAUGAUGUCAGCUCACCUGGGACGUCUCACCUUAAUCAAUCCAUAAUCAAUAAAAACUGUUUGAUAUUUGUGGUUAAUAAGUGAAGGUGUUGAUUUGGCCCUCUGCAGCCUCCGUACGGUGACACUGAUGUUUCUGUUGAUUGAUUGUUUUUAUUUCCUGAGGUUUAUGGAUCAAUAAAGAAGCUGCUGUUUCCUCACUGAA
Messenger RNA from Epinephelus fuscoguttatus (brown-marbled grouper), 9408 nucleotides. It is a transcript of the gene klhl18, whose product is annotated as kelch-like family member 18. Bases 25 to 1749 code for a protein of 574 amino acids. The record is from RefSeq and is a predicted model, not a curated record. Gene Ontology annotation, molecular function: protein binding. Lineage: Eukaryota; Metazoa; Chordata; Actinopteri; Perciformes; Serranidae. The transcript has 10 exons.